This is a messenger RNA of Alligator sinensis (Chinese alligator), 1272 nucleotides long. RefSeq names its product RAB interacting factor (gene RABIF). The coding region runs from base 1 to 510 and encodes 169 amino acids. The transcript is spliced from 2 exons. Gene Ontology annotation, cellular component: membrane; cytosol. The record is from RefSeq and is a predicted model, not a curated record. Lineage: Eukaryota; Metazoa; Chordata; Crocodylia; Alligatoridae. Gene Ontology annotation, biological process: small GTPase-mediated signal transduction; post-Golgi vesicle-mediated transport. Gene Ontology annotation, molecular function: guanyl-nucleotide exchange factor activity; zinc ion binding.
AUGAAUGCUUCUGAGGACAUGCAGGUACGUGCCCCCCCCCGGUGCCCCGGAAGAAGACUCGAGGGGAGGGCGCCCCUAGUUGUGAGGAGACUAGCUGACACGCCCCCUGGAUCCGUGCGGUGUGGAAACGGGGUGUCAUCGUGUGCAGAGAAGUUACGGGUGCCCGCGGUUGCCAAACGGGCUGAGAACCGCUGCUCUAACGGGGAGCAGCGCCGCAGUGGCGGUGACUGUCUGACCCGCGCUUUACUUGUCCUUGUCCGGCAGCUUUUCCUCCCUUCCAUGAAGAAGAAGACGGCCCUGGCUGAGAGCGUCUCCCCCGACGGGGACGUGCUGCAGGACCACUGGCUGGUGGAUGACAUGUUUUCCUUUGAGAAUAUCGGCUUCACGAAGGACGUUGGAAACAUCAAGUUCCUUAUCUGUGCGGACUGUGAGAUCGGGCCCAUCGGCUGGGACUGCCUGGACGACAAGAAGAGCUUCUACGUCGCCUUGGACCGUGUUUCCCAUGAGUGACGGCCGGAGCGACGCUGGUUCCCCCCGAGGUCCUCGCAGCCGGUGUAGCCGUUACAUGCAUCUCCAUCGUGCACUAACAUGAAGCUGUUCAUACAACACGUGGACUUAAACCUGUCAUGGACUCAUCUGAAAUGGCUUAUUUAAGGCAAUGUGCAAUUACUCAUACAUUCAUCAACUUCUGGUCCAUCUUUUCAUUGUAUUAUGGAGGUGGGGGUGGCAGUUUUAUGAAUUUUGUCUGAUAUUUUUUUUUUUACUGCUGAUUCAAGGGCAUUUUCCAGUUGUGUUGGAGGUGUUAAAGUGAGGACACGUUUCUUGUUUCUACCAUGUCUUACCCCACACUAACUCGUUGUUCGUGUCCUAAUAUUGUUUAAAUGUUGACUAUAUUAUUGUGACACGUUACAUUUAAAAUGUGCAUCCUCUAAGUAAAUGGCUAACUAGAAACUACAUCUGAUAAUAGGGGUAACUAGGUAGAAUUCUGUUCAGUUUCUGUGGCAUUUCAUCCAGUGUUAAUGGCUUCCCAUUGUGUUUUGACCUAAAGGGCUUAUCAUUUUUACCAUUCAUUAAAAAAAAUUACAACAAGGGCAUCUUUGUCCCUAAUUCUAAAAAGGGAUGACUUUCCCACUUUUUGUAAGGGCCACAAGCUUGCAGAGAGCAGAUUUAGACUGGACAUUAGGAAGAACUUCUUCACAGUUAGAGUGGCCAAGGUCUGGAACGGGCUCCCAAGGGAGGUGGUGCUCUCCCCUACCCUGGGGGUCUUCAAGA